UAAGUGGCUGUUAUGCAACGACCGACCUACUAACACAUAUCCCCACAGUUCCUGGCAAUGAGGAAGGGAAAGGUACAACGAUAACAGCCAGAGCAAAGACACAACCAGCAAAGAUACAAGUUGCUCCAAGAUCCACACAGGCAAGAUACAGACAGGAAAGCAAACACCUCUAUAUCUUAAAUAUAUAGAGCAAGAGAUCAAUUUGUAUAUGUUAUAUCUGGCAAAGGAAGAGUGCACAAUUUGUGGAUGCUUUGUGUAAAGUCUUAGCAGAAGGCCCAAUGGGAGGAAUGUGCCGUCACUUCAAAAUGGAUAGAAACGUUGCUCUCCCAAGCUGAGUUGUAGAAGCAGCACGAGGAAGCCUCUGAGUUGUUGCCCAGGAAGCCCGGGGAUGGAAUCUGGUUACUACUCUGAGCUGGAGACCCUGGCUUCAGCUCCUCUGUGCCUCUCAGAGACUCUUGGGCCUUACAGUGAAGGGUUAGCCCAGAGAAACAGGGUAGGGAAAGGCAGAAACAACAGCUCGGGACGCAGGAAGCGGGAGUUCAUCUCCGACGAGAAGAAAGAUGCCACCUACUGGGAGAAAAGGCGCAAGAACAACGAAGCUGCCAAGCGAUCGCGGGAAAAGAGGAGGAUCAGCGAUCUGGUCUUGGAGAAUCAAGUGCUGGCACUCAACGAAGAGAAUGUCAGGCUCAAAUCAGAGCUGUUGGCCCUGAAGCUGAGGUUUGGUCUCAUCACCACCGCAGGUUACGCAGUGAAGAGCCAACAGCUGGCUGGAGCAUCGAUGAGCUCUUAUUACAGUGCAUACUCCAACGGCCCCAGCUCCCUCCUCAACUCUGACUCCUCAGAGGCUGAGCACUCAAGCCGAGGGAGUGGGUCCGCAGCUGGGAGCAAGUAUUCACCCCGGGGCUCCCUCUCGGACAUUUCCGACGUGUCAUCGAGCGCCAGGGACAGCCCAGAGCUGGCGAUGCAUCGGGACGUCAAGCAGGACGAGUUCCAGGACCUGCUGAAGGAGGCCGAGAAGGUGAGGGCCAGCUACAGAGGAGGCUGCGAUGACAUUGAGUUUAUCGGUUACAAAGACCCAGCGAAGUGUAACCCGGGGCCCAGGGACGUCGCUCAACAAGGGCCCCCCGGUGGCACACAGCACCCUCAGAUUCACACCUCCCGAGUGGAGGACCUGUCUCCUUCUCCCACCAAGCCUCAGCCUAACCAAGUAGGCCCCAGGGCGGGUUACACACAGCUGGCCAUACGGGGCGUCUCAGCGAAGGCACUCACCAUCGGUGGGCUCAGUGAAGCGCUUUCUCCGAGCGCUCUCGCUCAGCUGCAUGCUCCCGACCUUUCGGGCCCCGGGGCCCACAGGGUCAAAGGUCACCCUUUCCCCAAGCCGCCUGCUGUCAACACGGAUGUGGAGACCACUUCAGGGCACCCAGUCAUCGGAGGGCAGGAGCAGGUGCCACCAUCGCAGCGCCCCCCUGGCGAGGGUGAAGACCUCAAAGAGGCCAGCGCCCGCGGUCCUGAGGGCGAGCCUGCUCCAUGCCGCGUCCCGCGAGGUUUCCCGACCAAGAGGCGGGAGGGCAGCCCCUUCGCCCCGUGCUCGGUUAUCGAGCCCCCGCGGGGCUCGCGGCGAGGGGCGGCGGGGCACUCCGGUGUCGCCACGGCAACGGCGGCCGGGUGCGGGGCCUACGAAGGUGACAGCCGCGGCCUGGUAUGUGAUGCGGUGCUGCUGUGCGGCACCCACCAGCAGGAGCUCAGGGGCAUGGCCCUCCCCCACAAGCUGCGCCUCAAAAUCCGUGCGACCCCCGCCAGCGAGCAGUACGGCCGUCCACAGCAACUGAGCAUCCAGGGCCUCCCGCCUCAUCAGGACCCUCCCCUUGGGGGAUACGUCACAGGGAGUGGCGAAGGUGAGCUCUGGAAUGGAUCCGGGAUCCUGGACAUGAAAGCGUUGCAGCACCAGCGGGCUGGACAUCUGGAUGACUCGGAGCAGUACGUUAUUCCCAAUGGGAAUCACAAGUAUCAAAGCACGCCGGCCAGCCUUAGCCUUCAGGCCGUGAAUGCAGCCUACUUCCAGGCUCUCGAACGGAGCACUGUGCAAUCUGCUGACAAGCUCUCGUUGCACGAGAGGAACAAUUUAGUCAGCCCCGCCGAGGGGUGAGGGGGAACCGGCAGCUGGACACACGCCGAAUGCGGACUAUAGUUACCCCGAAUGGUCUCAAACUGUGCAAGGGUAUUCUCCUGCCCCCUCACUGAGAGGUUUUCAGCAGCCGGAGCUCCUCGUUGGAGUCAUCGGGUUGUCUCCUGUUCCUUCGGUACGUCAGGGAUUUGGUCAAUGUUGACCGGAUUGUGCAGAUGCUGAGGAUGUCCUGAGAUUUAAGGUAGCAAAUCUCCUCACCAGGUCCUGCUCAGCAGGUGAUCUGUAAAGAUCUAGAACCGAAAGAAAUCCAGUUCUCUGCGUGACGUGACUUCAGGCCUAAGGCUUGCUGUUCUUACAACCAACUGUGCCAUGCUGUUUGUCCAUCUCACUACGGUGUGGCUCAGUUGGUGGCAUCCAUCAAUGGAUUGGAAGAGAUUUGUUCCUUGUAAUUUCAUUGGAGCGGAAAUAAUUAGCGAAAUAAGUCCCCUCUUGAAGCCACAAUUGCUUUCCAAUCUCUGUCAUUACUUUGCCUCCAGGAGUCCCCUCAAAAGGUGCACUUGCAUUGAUUCCAACUUGUCUCCCAGCGUCUGAAGCCCACUCGAUACUGAACUCGGGGUGAGAUUGAGGUGGCACGGCACACUGAGCAGGCCUGGCGCUGUGUGGUAGUGAGAGAGAUGUGUUCACAUUUCAGACAAGGUCAGAGGUCACACGACACCCAGGUUAUAGUCCAACAGGUUUAUUUGAAAUCACUGGCUUUCGGAGCGCUGCCCCUUCGUCAGGUGAAGUCACUUGGACUAUAACCUGGUGUUGCGUGAUUUCUGACUUUGUCCACCCCAGUCCAACACCGGCAUCUUCACCUUGUAUUUCACAUCAUGGCUUUUGAGUAAUUUUCCAUUUCCCCAGAAGCACAAACACAGGUUGGAAGCUGCGCUUGCAUUCUGACCGCUAAGUGCAGUGUUUCCCAAAUAGUCCCAGUUCGUAGAACUGUGACAGUGCACCAGGAGUCCAUUCAGACCAUCUGUAGUGGGUCUCCGUAGAAAUAACUCACCUGGUCCCACUCCUCAACUGUCCACCGACUAUAUUUUCUCUCCAAUUCUUUCUCAAAAGCCACAAAUCGAGACUACCUCUACCGCACUCGACACACAACGUGUUCUGAAUCCCAGUUUUGUGAUAAAAACGUUUUUCCUCAGGUCGCCGUUGCUCAUAUCGCCAGCCAUUUUAAAUUGUUCUCCUCUGCUUCUCCAUCCUUUCACCAAUUGGUUGCUCACUCUCUCCCUGUCUACACUGUCCUGAAGCCCUCACGAUUUUGAACACCAUGCUAUCGGAUUUCCUCCCAUUUUCCAGGGAGAGCAGUCCCAGCUUUUCCAAACCAUCUUCAGGACUGGUCCCUCAUCCCCCAGACUCACCCUCACACGUCUCGACAUCCACUUUAAACCCUUCCUACCAUGGUGUCCGAAGCUGGCCAGAAUACUCCAGCUGAUGUUUUAAACAGGGAUUUAAUCACUCCCAUGCUUUUAGUUCUCUGUCAUGUCUUGAGGAAUUAUGGUUCCCAGCGCCUAAACCUGGUACACCUGGGAUACUCCUGUCUUCCCAGCUCCCAGAGGAGAAACAAUAGAAUUUGGUCCCAACGCUCCAUCUGAAUCCAAUCUCAUCACGAAAUAAAACAUUGGUUCAUCUUUCCUGUAGCAACAAAACCUCCAAUAGUUUUGACGUACAGACCCCGAAAGGUGGGAAGAUUCUUCUAUUUUCGCCAAUGCUGCACAAUCGUGAAAUGAUGGCCUAGUAAGCUAGAGACUCAGGUAAUUCGCUGGGAAUACGGGUUCAAAUCCUAUCACAGCAGAUGCUGGAAUUUGAAUUCAAGUAGAGUCAGCCUAGAAAUGUUUAAAAACUCAUCUGGUUCAUUAGACUUGCUGGAGGCAAUGGUUUACAUGUGACUCCAGACACACAGCAAUGCAGUUGACUCUUACCCACUGGGCAAUCAGGGAUGGGCAAUAAUUGUCAACACCUCACAUCUCAUGAACACAUUAAGAAAAGUCGCCUCAUAUAUGAGUGUCACGGGGCCAAAAGGACAGAGAUCAUUGGCUAAGAGUUUCCAGUUUGGGGUCAAAUUGCACAAGUCUUCAGGAUUUGAUCGGGUCUUCACUUCAAUGCAUUUGCACGUCAAAUUGGCCCAUGAACCAGUGCAAUCAGGAACAGUUUUAGAAUGUCACCCAUCUCCAACGCAGACUGUAUAUUGAAGAGGGAUAACUCGGUGCAGUUUGAUGAGCAGAAUGUGGGUCUAUCACAAAAAGUGAGCACUUUUACUUCAUGAGGUGUCUACAACACGAGUGCCCCAGUUCUAAAUAACUCUUAAAAAUGUUUGCACGGAGCCACUUACUGGUUUCAUUGAUGUGGAGCAGGCAGUUCUUUCGGAAUUGUGUUUUUUUAAAAAUUAAAAUCUUUUGAAAGGCGCCUGUUAGUGUCCUUCCACCUUUUUAACAAAAGAAGCAGCUAACUCUAAAAACCUCCUUGAAGAACUACAAAAGCACCUAUCAGAAAGGUAAUCUGUUGGGGAUGGGGUGUAUGGCUUUGAGCUCUUUGUUUAAAAACCGAUAAAUAAAACAUCGUAGAGGCUGGAGGUCGUUUGUACUUGAAAUUCCUCGGUCGUUUUUGUUUUGCAUUAGUUUGGCCACUUUUGGGCUGAUUGUGUGGGAAUCCGGUUGGAAACUCCUGCUCCCUGUUUGUAUCAUCUGUAUUGGAAUUCUAGCUGCUCGCGUCAUGUUUUCUAUCAGCUCAUUCACGAGACAGAUGCUGUCUUCCAACCUGGUACAAUGAGUUUGAUUCCAGGCAUCUACGUCAGUUAUCACUAGAAAUAUCACAAAUUGAAACGUUUGUAGGGGAAGCUGAGAACAUCCAGCCUUUGUCUGCGUUCAAUCUAUAUUGAGAGGUGACUGUGACCUUGUGACAGGUUAUGUGUGCCUCUCUCAGAAAAAGCAGCACUUUGAUUGCCAGCUAUCAAUCAUCCCUUUUCAACUUAAACAAAAAGCAACACUGACCUCCUGUCCCAAUAUCCACGUCUCCCUAACAAUUGUUUUCCAAUUGCAACAGCCAAGGUCUUUUUUCCCAAGGGAAGGGAGUCCAAAACUAGAGGGCACAGAUUUAAGGUGUGAGGGGAAAAGUUUAGAAGGGACCUAAGGGGCAAACUUUUUCACGCAGAGGGCGGUGUGUGUAUGGAAUGAGCUGCCAGAGGAAGUGGUGGAGGCUGGUACAAUUACAACAUUUAAAAGGCAUCUGGAUGGGUACAUGGAGAUAGUGAGAACUGCAGAUGCUGGAGUUAGAAAUAACACAGUGCGGAGCUGGAGGAACACAGCAAGUCAGGCAGCAUCAGAGGAGCAGGAAAGUUGACAUUUCAGGGUAUAUAAAUAGGAAGGGUUUAGAGGGAUAUGGGCCAAAUGCUGGCAAAUGGGACGAGAUUAAUUCAGGAUAUCUGGUCGGCAUAGACGAGUUGGAUUGAAGGGUCUGUUUCCAUGCUGUACAGCUCUAUCACUCUAUGAGGUGACAAUACCAGAGAUUGAGUUCCAAAUAGUGUGUAUUUGCAGUGACCUAAAUUUGUACUAAAGAAGACAUCUCCCCUUUUAUAGUUUGUGGGGAAAUUAACAAAGCGGGAGAAAGUUUGAUCAUUUCAGACCCAUUGUCUGCUAAACAAUGGGACAAACCUUUUUUUUAAAAUUUGGGACCUGAGUUUCUUACGGGAAAUUUAGAUUGUCCAGGGAGAUAGCUCAAAGGAAUUAGUUAUCAGUUAAUUUAGAAAUGAUGUAAAGGUUUCAGGCCCCAACUAAGAGGCUCAAAUGUAAUGCUGUUUAAGCCCAUAAGAGUCAGGAACAGGAGUAGGCCAUUCAGCCCCUUGGGCCUGUUCCACCAUUCUGUAGAAGCAUAGUUGAUCUGACACUCCUCACAUGCACUCUCCUGCCCUUUCCCCAUAACCCUUGACUCCCCGGCCGAUCAAGAAUCUAUCUCAGCCUUAAAUAUACACAAGUUCUCUGUGGCAAGGAGUUCCAAAGACUCACAACCCUCUGAGAGAAGAAAUUCUUCCUCAUGUCAGUCUUAAAUUGGUGCCCCUUUAUUCUGAGACUAUGCUGUCUGUUUGUAGACUCACUCAUAAGGGGGGAGCAUCCUCCCAGCAUUUACCCUGUCCAAGCCCUUUCAGAAUCCGACACGUUUCAAUGAGAUCAUCUCUCAUUCUUUGAAUGUGAGGAGCAUUGAUGCUGUUGUGAAUUCGCCGUUGCUGGUAUGCCUAGCUCUUGCCACUUCCAUAGAACUUGGUGCAUGCCUGGUCCCUGCAUUGUUGUUCUCCUGCUCUGUGCCAGACCAGAUGAUGGGUGUUGGCAAUGCAAUGCACUUAUUACAAGGAGCCACAUCAAAGAAGCACUCAUCCCAUUCAAACAGAUACCAUCAGGAGUGGCGGUCUCUCUAACCCAGUCUCCGCGCCAUUGCUUUGUUGACACGUCAUUGAGGGUAGAUCCCACCGUCCCUGCCUCAAUAUUUCUUUUUUUUCUCUGUAAGACAAUCUCAAAUGCGAGCACCUCAGCGAAGUUCACACCCAACCAGCGCUAGGUGGUAGGGAAAUCCUGGAAGAGGUUAGACCCUGGUCAUAUUGAGGGGGUAGUGCCUCUUUGAGUAAGCGUGCACUUUGUAUGAAUUGUCUAUAUGUUGUGUUGUAAAUAUUGACACUGUUAUGUAUUUAUAAGCGAGAGAAAUGUCCUGAUAUUUCAUGUUUUGUGUUAAUUGUAAAGCUGUUUCUUUCUCUCAGAAAUUUGACUAUGAAUGUUCUUUUUAUACUGUCAGUUGUAUAUUAUGUAAAGAGCUGUCAUGUGCCUGUUGUAUAGCUUUGUACUUUCACUUUGUUCUGAAAUAACACUGUAUAACAAAGGAAAGAAGCAA
Molecule: messenger RNA, 7045 nt
Organism: Rhincodon typus (whale shark)
Lineage: Eukaryota; Metazoa; Chordata; Chondrichthyes; Orectolobiformes; Rhincodontidae
Exons: 2
Coding region: 389-2146 (585 amino acids)
Biological process (GO): DNA-templated transcription; regulation of DNA-templated transcription; circadian rhythm
Cellular component (GO): nucleus
Molecular function (GO): DNA-binding transcription factor activity; DNA binding
Source: RefSeq, a predicted model, not a curated record